CAAACAUCAGUGCUCACUUGUUACAUCGGCAGAGUAAUUCUUCAGGGGAACUUCUUGGUCUCAUUAGCAGAGCGUGAAAAUGGUUGAGUAUGAAGUGACCGUGUUCACUGGCAAACUGGACUUGGCCUCUACGUUUGACGAUGUCUACAUUAAACUGGUCGGCUCAGACGAGAGCCCCCGAACGCAAAUCCCAAGGAAGUGGAUACCAUCUCUCAAAGACACAGAGUCACACUUAAGUAUAUCCUGCCCAAAAUCCCUUGGAAAGCUGGUGCUGGUAGAGUUACAGAAACAGAACAGGUUUUUUGAAGACUCUUGGCAUCCUGCUAAGGUAGAAGUGAAAUCCCCUGAGGGACACACCUACCACUUUCCCGUCUACCAUUGGAUCACUGACAAUGAGGUGCACUACAUCAGAGAGGGCACAGCUCUCACAGUCUUUGAAGACAAAUGUUCUGUUGACGGGUACAGUCGGGAGGAGGAGAUU
Messenger RNA from Oreochromis aureus, 481 nucleotides. Its product is annotated as arachidonate 12-lipoxygenase, 12R-type-like. The annotation marks the transcript as partial. The record is from RefSeq and is a predicted model, not a curated record. The transcript has 4 exons. Gene Ontology annotation, molecular function: protein binding. NCBI's taxonomy places the organism in Eukaryota, Metazoa, Chordata, Actinopteri, Cichliformes, Cichlidae.